This is a messenger RNA of Mangifera indica (mango), 666 nucleotides long. Its product is annotated as anthocyanidin reductase ((2S)-flavan-3-ol-forming)-like. The transcript is spliced from 3 exons. Lineage: Eukaryota; Viridiplantae; Streptophyta; Magnoliopsida; Sapindales; Anacardiaceae. The record is from RefSeq and is a predicted model, not a curated record. Gene Ontology annotation, molecular function: oxidoreductase activity, acting on the CH-OH group of donors, NAD or NADP as acceptor. Bases 1 to 666 code for a protein of 221 amino acids.
AUGAGUGUGAGGGCAUUUGGUGGCCACGAUAAGGCCGCUAGUGCUGGUGUUGGCAAUUGUGGGUGGUGUGUGGUCAUGACAUUGGUAUGGGUUGGGGAGAGGACAAAGAGGGAAAAAAUAACCCCUAGAGAUGCGAGAGAGGGGAAAAUCACUUUUUUGAGGUACGGGAGCAAUACUGAGGAGGGUGAAAAGUUGGAGGUGGUAACUCUGGGCAUCGGACUCGUGGGCGGGGAAACACUUCUCUCUGCCAUACCCUCAACCGUCUUAAUGUACAUUUCGCAGCUUACCAACAGCAAAUAUCUCUACCAAGCACUGAGGUUCACCGAAGAUCUGUUGGGAAAAGUUCCAAUGGUACACAUUGACGAUGUCUGUGAAGCACACAUCUUCUGCAUCGAGAAGCCUUCAAUCAGUGGUAGAUUUCUGUGUGCAAGUUCGUAUGUUUCAUCAGCUGAAAUCGCUAUGUACUACCAACAACAUCAUCCAGAAUAUGAUGUCAAACAAGAGGAGGUGAAAUUGGGUUUCCGGUAUUUGGAUGGACCGAAAAGAGAAAUUAAGUGGGGCGGCGCAAAGCUUAUUGAGAUGGGCUUUGAAUACAAGUACGAUUCCAAGAUGGUCUUAGAUGAUAGCAUCAAGUGUGCUUGGAGGACGGGCGGUCUAAAACAGUGA